Molecule: messenger RNA, 883 nt
Organism: Ochlerotatus camptorhynchus
Lineage: Eukaryota; Metazoa; Arthropoda; Insecta; Diptera; Culicidae
Product: collagenase-like
Exons: 4
Coding region: 52-822 (256 amino acids)
Biological process (GO): proteolysis
Molecular function (GO): serine-type endopeptidase activity
Source: RefSeq, a predicted model, not a curated record
ACUGGUUUGUUAUUCCCUCAUCAGAAGUAAUCUAACGGCAGCAAACCAACAAUGAAGCUAAUUGCACUUUUUGCAGUACUGUGUGUCUUGGGAGCUCAGGCAGCACCAGACCGUAAUCCACGAAUCAUCAAUGGACAAAGUGCACCUCAUCAACCGUAUAAUGCGUAUGUUCUGUACCUGAAUGCCCAAAACGCAGGAUUCUUUGGCGGUGGUUCAAUUAUUUCUGAUCGCCACAUUCUAACUGCUGCCCAGAACAUCCAAGGAUUUAUUCGAUGGGACGUUGGACUAGGAAGUAACAUCUUCACCCAACUUAACACGAUCACUUCAAACAUAGCAGUGUCUCAUCCUCAAUUCAACUCGGCAAACCGAGCAAACGACAUCGGCAUUAUCACCUUGCCUGCAUCCCUCGUAUUCACAUCGACCGUAUCUCCGAUUUCACUUCCAGCACUAGGCCAAAUUUCGAAUGGAUACCCUUUUGAAAAUGAGGAAGGAACCGUCGUUGGCUUCGGUUUCGUAACAGCAGCUUCUACGACCCGAUCGGACUUCUUGAUGCGCGCAUUCCAGCGGGUAAUUCCGAAUAUUCGCUGCCAGCAGCACUAUCAAAUUACGCUCCCAAAUCACUUCUGCGCUGAAGAUACCAUUGAUAUUUCGAAUAUCUGCAAUGGAGAUCUUGGAGCCGGUUUCGUCACUAGUGUCCGCGGUCGCCCAGUCAUUACUGGAAUAGCCUCGCUGAUUACCCAGAGCUGCGGGAACACGACUCCAACGGGAUACACCCGUGUCGAAACAUACAGAACAUGGAUCACUUCUGUGACUCAAAUCUAAGAUUUUGGUGAACAGUAGAACUGCGAUAAAUUUGCGAAUUAAAACUUUAUGUGAGAAUAAA